UGUAGAGAAUAAUCCGGUUCCGCUGCCUAAUCUGAGUCUGGAUUAGAUCUCCCUGUGUAAACUGUCUCCAGAUCAGGUUCCUGCAGAACGUGACAAGGGUUCCCCGCAGUGUGUGUGUGUGUGUGUGUGUGUGUGUGUGUGUGUGUGUGUGUGUGUGUGUUCAUGGAAGGUGUGUGUGAUGUGGCCAAGCGGGACGUUCUCCUACAGAACCUGAAGUGAGCUGUCCCGGUUCUGCAGCGGAACGUUAGUGAGGUCAUCAGACCGCGCCCCGGGACCCUCGGCGUCUCCUCCUCCUGGAACCGAUCUGCAAGGGUUCUCCUGUUCGCAGAACGCAGAACCCAUGAGAUCCUCCAGGCGUCAGAGGAGAACGUGGCCUGAGUUCCUCUCCAGUCCUGUCAGACAGGGGGCGCUGUUUCAUCAGAGGGAGAACGUCCGGUUCCACUGCUCGGUUCCGGUCUCUUCACUCGGAACCGUUUUCAGAUCCUCUUGUUUUGUCCCGUUCUGUUCUCAUGGUGCUCAGAGAACGUUCUCUGCAGAUCCCCAGUUCCUGUCUGUUGGAACCGGAUGUGAGGAGAACCUCCGGCCUGAGGGUUCUCCCAGGGUUCUGUCUGUUCUGUUUGUCUCGUCUUUAGUUUGGUCGCAGCAGGGUGAUGGUCCGUCCCGUCCGCCUCGCGCUGGCCGCUCUGCUGCUCGCGCUGCUGCCCCCGGCCGCCGCUCAGGGCGCGGCGGGCGCGGCAGGCGCGGCGGUCCUGGAGCUCAGCGGCGGCAGCGCAGACUUCGCCGCGCGGCUGUACCGCGCCGUCGCCGCGCGCACGGACGACAACGUGCUGCUGGCGCCCUUCGCGCUGUCCGCCGGCCUCGCCGCGCUGAUGAGCGGCGCGGACGGAGCGACGCGGCAGCAGCUGCUGCAGGGCCUCGGCCUCGCGCACCUGGACGCCCAGCAGGUCCCAGAUCUGUUCCAGAGCCUGAGGAACCUGGUCACACGGGACGGGGCGGCUCCUCUGCGCCAGGGCGUCGGCGUGUUCCCCUCCCAGAGAUUCCAGGUGUCUUCACCGUAUCUCAACCUGGUUCAAACCAAAUACCAUGGGAACACCGGGAGCCAAACCUACACCAGCCCGCAGGAGGCGCAGGACGUCAUCAACCGCUGGGGCAUGGAGCAGACUGGAAACCGGGUCCAAGACCUGGUGGGUCCACUGGACCCCCAGACCCAGCUGCUGCUCGUCACCGCCGCCUUCUACCAGAGUCAGUUGUCCUUCAACGCCAGCUUCACGCAGGACGAGCGUUUCUACGUGGACAGGUACCACAUCGUCCAGGUGCCCAUGAUGUUCCAGUCUGGUAAGUUCUUCCUGGCGUACGACCCGUCACUCAAACUGGGAGUGUUGAAGCUGCCCAUGUCGGACGGCACCGCCAUGUUGGUGCUGCUGCCUGACGAGAACGUGGACAUCACCUCGGUGGAGGAGGAGCUCACGGCCGAGCGCGUGCGAGCCUGGAUCGCUCAGCUGAAGAAGACGAAGCUGGAGGUGCAGCUGCCACGGUUUCUGCUGGAGAAGUCCUACUCGCUGCGGGACGUCCUGCAGCGUCUGGACAUGUCUGAGGUUUUCCAGGACGGAGCCGACCUGAGCAACAUCGCAGGAGAUAAGAGCCUGAAACUGAGCGAGGUGUUCCAGAAAACAGUAGUUAGCGUGGACGAGAGCGGCAGCGCAGACGGAGGCGGAGUCAGCGUCUUCUCCAGCCUUCCUCCUCGACUCACCAUAAACAGGCCCUUCCUCUUCCUCAUCUACCAGGAGGGGAGCGGCAGCUUCCUGUACAUGGGCCGUGUGGUCAACCCCACCCAGUAGAAAUCCCGCCUCCUCCACACUAUUUAACCAACCAAUCGCCUCUGUGUACCUGAAACCACUAACCACACACAGUCUGAUGGGCGGGACAGAGAAUUUACUGAACCAAUCAGGUGAUGGACUGUAAUCAUCAUAAAAAUACACAGUACUUCUGUUAGACAGGUUCUGAAAAUGUAAAACAAAUACUUGUGCAAAGCAUGUUAUCAUACAGUAAAUAAAAUAAGCCAUUAAAUACAAAUAAACUACA
This is a messenger RNA of Myripristis murdjan (pinecone soldierfish), 2082 nucleotides long. It is a transcript of the gene serpina10a, whose product is annotated as serpin peptidase inhibitor, clade A (alpha-1 antiproteinase, antitrypsin), member 10a. NCBI's taxonomy places the organism in Eukaryota, Metazoa, Chordata, Actinopteri, Holocentriformes, Holocentridae. Gene Ontology annotation, molecular function: serine-type endopeptidase inhibitor activity. Gene Ontology annotation, biological process: blood coagulation. The record is from RefSeq and is a predicted model, not a curated record. The transcript is spliced from 6 exons. The coding region runs from base 651 to 1838 and encodes 395 amino acids.